AUGGGAAAAGAGCAAGAAGUGGGCAAUGUUCCUUCCUUACUACACAUUGUGGACCAGCAUCAGGAGCAGCUGGUGGCCCGGGUGACAUCAGUGGACCCUCUCUUGGACAAGCUGCAUAGUCUGGUGCUGAGUGAAGAUUCCUGUGAGGCAGUGAGGGCUGAGACCACAAACCAAGACAAGAUGAGGAAGCUUUUCAGCUUCAGCCGGUCCUGGAGUCGAGCCUGCAAAGACCAGUUCUACCAAGCUCUGAAGGAGACCCAUCCUCACCUGGUCAUGGACCUCCUUGAAUUGUCAGUCCCUAAACAAAGCAAGCCCGAGACAACCGGCAGUCCUGUGGACUCCCAGGGUUGGGAGCUAGCCCAGAAGUAUAUAAAAGCAAGGAGAGAGACACUUUACCCCACAUGGUCACUGAAAGGAGAAAAUUUGUUCCAAAAUUUCACAAACCUACUACUCUUCCAAAACUUGUGCCCAAGAAGCUCAGAGAACAUGGUCAGGAAAAGCUGGCAUUCCUGUGCACCAGAAGAAGGACAUAUGAUUGAGAUUCAAGACUUAUUUGGCCCAAGCAUAGGUACUCAGAAAAAGCCUCAAUUAGUCAUAAUAGAGGGGGCUGCUGGGAUUGGGAAGUCAACACUGGCCAGGCAGGUGAGGAGAGCCUGGGAAGAAGGCCAGCUCUACAGGGAUCGCUUCCAGCAUGUCUUCUUCUUCAGCUGCAGAGAGCUGGCCCAGUGCAAGCAGCUGAGUCUGGCUGAGCUCAUAGCACAAGGCCAGGAAGUGCCCACAGCUCCCAUCAGUCAGAUCCUGUCUUGCCCUGAGAAGCUGCUCUUCAUCCUGGAUGGCAUAGACGAGCCAGCAUGGGUCUUGGAGGACCAGAAUCCUGAGCUAUGUGUGCACUGGAGUCAAGCACAACCUGUGCACACACUGCUGGGGAGUUUGCUGGGGAAAUCCAUCCUUCCUGAGGCUUCCUUAAUGCUCACAGCUCGGACACCAGCUCUACAGAAAAUCAUUCCUUCCUUGGAGCAGCCAUGUCAGGUGGAAGUCCUAGGAUUCAAAAAGGUUGAACGGGAGGACUACUUCUACAAAUAUUUUGCAGAAGAAAGAGAUGCAAUUACUGCUUUUAGAUUGGUUGAAUCUAACCCAGUGCUCCUGACCCUAUGUGAGGUGCCCUGGGUGUGCUGGUUGGUCUGCACUUGCCUGAAAAAGCAGAUGCAGCAGGGUGGAAUACUCUCACUGACCUCACAGACCACCACAGCCCUCUGCCUGAAAUACCUUUCCCUGACAAUCCCAGGUCAGCACCUGAGGACCCAGCUUAGGACCCUCUGCUCACUGGCUGCUGAGGGGAUCUGCCAAAGAAGGACCCUGUUCAGUGAAAGCGACCUCUGUAAGCAAGGGUUAGCAGAGGAUGCCAUUGAUACUUUCCUGGAGAUCGGUGUCCUUCAAAGGCAGCCCAGCUCUCUGAGCUACAGCUUUGCCCACUUGUGUCUCCAGGAGUUCUUUGCAGCGAUGUCCUACAUCUUGGAGGAUAGUAAAGAAAGAUUUGGUGAUAUGGAAAAUGACAGAGUUAUAGAAACACUGGUAGAAUGGUAUGGAAGACAAAACCUGUUUGAGGCACCCACUGUGCGCUUCCUAUUUGGUCUUUCGAGUAAGAAGGGAUUGAAAGAAAUGGAAAAGUUCUUUUCCUGCAACCUUCCUGGGAAGAAAAAGUUUACACUGCUAUGGCUCAUCCUAGGGAAAUCCCAAACCCAUCCACCACAUUGUCUAGGUUUGCUCCACUGUCUGUAUGAAAAUCAAGAAAAAGAGUUCCUGACACACAUGUUGCAUGAUCUUCAAGGAUCAGUAGUGCCUGGCACAAAUGAUAGGGCAUAUACAGUGCUCCAGACAAACGUGAAGCACCUGGUGAUACAGACAGACAUGGAGCUCAUGGUGGUCACUUUCUGCAUUCAGUUCUCUCAUGUGAGGAGUCUUCAGCUGAACAGGAAAGGACAGCAGGAACAGAAGUUGCUGGCCCCCAGGAUGGUUCUGUGCAGAUGGACCCCAAUCACUGAUACCAGUUGGAAGAUUUUCUUCUCCAAUCUUAAAUUCACCAGAAACCUGGAGGAGCUGGACCUAAGUGGAAAUCCACUGAGCUACUCGGCAGUAUGCAGUCUUUGUAGGGCCAUGAGACAGCCUGACUGCCAACUAAAGACCUUGUGGCUUGUGGACUGUGGCCUCACAUCCAGAUGCUGCUCAUUCCUGGCCUCAAUGCUCCGUGCCCGCUCAAGGUUGGCUGAACUAGACCUGCGACUGAAUGACCUUGGUGACAACGGUGUGAGGCUGCUGUGUGAGGGGCUCAGGAAUCCUGCCUGCAACCUCAGCAUCCUGCGGCUGGACCAGGCCUCUCUCAGUGAGAAGGUGAUUACAGAGCUCAGGGCCCUGGAGGCAAAGAAUCCGAAGCUGUUCAUCUCCAGCACAUGGACGCCACACAUGACGGUGCCCACUGAAAACACAGAUGGAGAAGAGAGCCUGACCUCAUCCAAGCAGCAGCAACAACAAUCGGGAGACAAACACAUGGAACCUCUGGGGACUGAUGAUGACUUCUGGGGCCCUUCAGGACCUGUGUCUACUUGAGGUGGUUGACAGAG
This is a messenger RNA of Rattus rattus (black rat), 2618 nucleotides long. Its product is annotated as NACHT, LRR and PYD domains-containing protein 1a-like. The transcript has 9 exons. The record is from RefSeq and is a predicted model, not a curated record. Gene Ontology annotation, cellular component: cytoplasm. Bases 1 to 2604 code for a protein of 867 amino acids. Gene Ontology annotation, biological process: inflammatory response; regulation of inflammatory response; regulation of apoptotic process. NCBI's taxonomy places the organism in Eukaryota, Metazoa, Chordata, Mammalia, Rodentia, Muridae. Gene Ontology annotation, molecular function: protein binding.